CAAAUGAGCUCAAUCAACUCCAACUGCUCCAAUAUAUAUAUAUUAAUAGAGUAUAGCCGCCUUCUUACAUUAAUUCAGGGAAAUGAUAAACAACUUCCAAAUCACUUUCAGUUGACAGCCUGAAACUGUGUGGCAAUCUGUUGCCUUUCAACUCCCCACGUUUGUCUCCAUAUCUUGUUUGUUUUUUGGAAAUCAGUUCAUAGUUCAAAGUAUCUGUUUCAAAUUAUGGCAUCAUUUGCUUUGGAGGAGUUUCUAGGAGAAGGUGUACUCAAAGAUUUGAUGCACAAGCUCAUAGAAGCAGGAUGGGAUGAUGUUCCGACGAUCAAAAUGAUGAAUUCUGAAGACAUGGAGCUCAUCAAAUUCAAUCAACAGCAAAAGAAUGCUUUGGAGCUAAGAAUAUACUUGCAUGAUCGCGCACUAAUGGAGCAUGCAGAAAAGCUUGAAGCUUCAAACAAAUCUUUAACUGAGCUUCUCGGAUUGAGUACUAUUGUUCUUUCUUCACAAUUCAGUAUGAAAAGAGGCCAUGUUGCGCGAUUCAUUGAUCGAACAAGGACUAGCAGGAUCUUAAUGCCUCCCAAUUAUACACUUCCUGCAAGACAAAGGAACUAUAGCCGGUCUGUAACUCCGAGGACAAUGCAAAUGUUUAGAAGUAUAUCAAAAGAUGAAAUAUCUCUUGAUCAAUCAGUGUUUGAAUCUAAGAUCAGGGAAGGAUAUGUUUUCAAAGGUAUGGUUGCGGCCGGUCCAGCAGAGCCUAGGCUCUGUGGUUGCAUACAACCUCCAGAAGUAGUAGAUGAUGUGGCUCCAUAUUCAUCUAUAGAGAACAUUUCUAUUCAGAAGCUCACGCCAGAAUAUAAAGCCGGUGUAGAGAAUUUGGUGAAGAAGAAGGCUCCGCCGAUGAAAGCUUCGAUGUUAUGGACUGAGAAACCUGCUGUUCUUUUUUGUGUUCGACGUCCAGGAUGUAUUAUGUGUAGAGCUGAGGCACAUCAAUUGUAUGUCAGAAAACCGAUAUUUGAUGCAAUGGGAGUUCAGCUUAUUGCUGUUUUGCAUGAACAGAUAGAAUCUGAGGUUAAGGAUUUCUGGCCUCGGUAUUGGGGUGGUCUUGUUGUUCUUGAUCUGAAGUUGGAUUUUUUCAAAGCUCUUGGAGGAGGAAAGUUGCUGAAAGAUAAGUUUGUGUCCGGUUUCCUUUUCAAUCCUCGGUCAAUUGCUAAUUUCAAGCGCGCCGCUGAUACUGGACUAGACUAUAAUUUCAGAGGAGAAGGUGAAAUCAAGGGAGGUGUUUUCAUAGUUGGAAAUGGAAGAAGAGGCAUUGUUUAUCAGUUCAUUGAAAGGAACUUUGGUGAUUGGGCACCUGUUGCAGAAGUUGUAGAAGUUUGCCGUCAAUUAUCGGAUCCAUUUCCCAAUCAAGAAGAAACAAUCACAGAAAGCUCCAGUUCGACAUGAUAGUUUACAAGUUCUUACAUUUAGGAUGUCUUGUUCAGUAUGUAUUAUAUGUGGCCACUAAAUCUAUGCAUUUUAUUGAUAAGCAAUUUCAGAAUUUCAACAUUUUCUUCAAUGCUGUUUGUCAUUGUAUUGAGCUUUGUAGAGUGAAAUCGAUAUAUUGUUC
This is a messenger RNA of Dioscorea cayenensis subsp. rotundata (Guinea yam), 1603 nucleotides long. RefSeq lists its product as uncharacterized. The record is from RefSeq and is a predicted model, not a curated record. Gene Ontology annotation, molecular function: antioxidant activity. The transcript is spliced from 7 exons. Lineage: Eukaryota; Viridiplantae; Streptophyta; Magnoliopsida; Dioscoreales; Dioscoreaceae. The coding region runs from base 226 to 1440 and encodes 404 amino acids.